AUGGUCACUCUACCAAUUCUACACUUCAACGAUGUCUAUCGCGUGCAGCCGUUUAAGCCAUCGCCGUCGGCGAAAGACACCAUCGAUGUCACGCAGUGGACAGCUAUGCUGGACAAUAUACGCGAGCAAUGGGCUCAGCGGCCAGAUGGGAAGAGAGAGGGGCUAGUUCUCUUCUCAGGAGAUGUGUUCUCGCCGUCCACCGAAAGCUCUGUAACUCGAGGGAGCCAUAUGGUCCCAGUCGUGAACGAGAUCGCUCCAGACGUCUCUGUAACAGGCAAUCACGAUUUUGAUUUCGGAUACCCACACUUGUCAGAGCUCAUCCGGGACACAACUUUCCCUUGGCUACUCAGCAAUAUCGUUGACACCGAGACGAGUCGGGUCCCAGAGUAUCUGCUGGAGUAUGCCGUCUUAGAGAGGCUCGGAGUCCGUAUUGGUGUGAUCGGACUGGUUGAGAAAGAAUGGAUUGCGACUGUCCCUUCUUGGCCGUCGAACUUCAAAUACAGAGACAUGGUCGAAGUGAGCGUGGAGCUAUCGAAGCGGCUACGAGACCCGAAUGGCGAGCACAAGUGCGAUGUGAUCUUUGCAUUAACCCAUGCUCGCAUACCCAGUGAUGUCAAACUCGCGAAAGACCUCAACGCCCAUUCUCCGGCCGUCCAAGACCAGAACUCAACAGCUACGAAGCACGGCGUGGAUCUGAUUAUGGGUGGCCAUGAUCACCUCUACUACAUCUCCAAGGGCGUCACUUCCUGGGAGGGAUAUGACGUGAACCUCGAGGUGCUUGGGGCAGAAGAAGACCACGGAGACGUGCUUGUGGUCAAGAGUGGGACUGACUUCCGUGAUCUCAGUGAAUUCACCCUCGAGCUUCAGAAUACUCCGGAAGGCAGCGUCCGAAAGAAGCUCAUCAAGAGCAUCCAAGGUAAGAGACACAGGACGCAACCAGGGAGUCAAUCGAGCGAGCGCAUGACCAAGCUCCUGGAGGGGUUGUUACAGUCAGUGUCAAAAACGUUAAAGGCCCCAGUCUGCAAAACCGAAGUUGAGCUGGACUGCCGUUCGGCUAAGGUCCGGAUCCAGGAGUCGGCCUCAGGCAAUUGGUUCGCUGACGUCCUCAGACAUGCAUACGACGAUUCACUGUGUCUGAAAGGCUACAACGGGACUAAUGGUGUCUUCAUCUGUGGCGGUACUAUUCGUGGCGAUUCGGUCUACGGCCCUGGUGUAGUCACUCUCGGUGAUAUCCUGGAAAUUCUGCCGUUUGAGGAUCCGAUCAUCGUGCUUGAGAUAGACGGCGAGACUCUUUGGGCUGCGGUCGAGGCUGGUCUGCAGACAUGGCCUGCCCAAGAGGGCCGAUUCCCAAUCAUCUCUGGGUUCCGUGUCUCCUGGGACUCUCGCCGCCCGGCCGGUCAACGUGUGCUAGGGGUGUGGCUCACCCAAGAGCCCUCCGGUGGUACGGUACAGGAGACGAACAGCCCCACAGGAGGGCUUGUAGACCGAGAAGAAGUCAAGCGUGUCAAGGGCGGCCGGAAAUACUGUUUCGUUACACGAGAAUACAUGGCUCAAGGACACGACGGAUACGAGGCGUUCAAAAAUCAGAAGUAUCUCAUUGAUGACGAGAGCGGUCAGAUGAUGAGUACUAUCGUCCGAAAAUACUUGCUCGGCUGCCGUUUCAUUCAACAUAUGUCCCGCAUGGAGUCUCAGGAGCGCAUUGAGAGACUCCUCAACGUGGCGACGAACGAAGUCAUCGACCGCGAGAAGAACCGACAAGACCGCUACCUCAAAUACGCAAAACCAAGCAUUGCCGGCAAGUGGCGCCAUGCGGCACUCAGGGCACUGCGCUGGUCGCGAGGACACUACAAGGACCACAUCCGGAUUACGGAGAAGGAACACAUGAGCAUUGUAGACUGUUUUGAUGGAGGUAGCAUCCGCAAGCGCAAGCCGCAUGUUCAGCAGGAAGAGCAGGAAAGUCUAGACGUUUCGGAGGAAGACUUGGUCACUAUACACCCCAUCGUCGAUGGACGGUUCAAGGACGAAGGAAGAAACUAG
Phanerochaete carnosa HHB-10118-sp is the source of this 2037-nucleotide messenger RNA. RefSeq lists its product as uncharacterized. Gene Ontology annotation, biological process: nucleotide catabolic process. The coding region runs from base 1 to 2037 and encodes 678 amino acids. The transcript is spliced from 14 exons. Gene Ontology annotation, molecular function: hydrolase activity. Lineage: Eukaryota; Fungi; Basidiomycota; Agaricomycetes; Polyporales; Phanerochaetaceae. The record is from RefSeq and is a predicted model, not a curated record.